Messenger RNA from Elephantulus edwardii (Cape elephant shrew), 1008 nucleotides. RefSeq names its product growth arrest-specific protein 1-like. NCBI's taxonomy places the organism in Eukaryota, Metazoa, Chordata, Mammalia, Macroscelidea, Macroscelididae. The record is from RefSeq and is a predicted model, not a curated record. Bases 16 to 1008 code for a protein of 330 amino acids. Gene Ontology annotation, biological process: negative regulation of mitotic cell cycle. Gene Ontology annotation, cellular component: plasma membrane. The transcript has a single exon.
CCGCCGCUGCCCACGAUGGUGGGCAGGCUACUGGGCAGCAGCAGCGGGACCCGCGGAGGCACUCUGUCGGGCGCCUGGCUGUGCCUGAUGGCGCUGCUGCAGCUGCUGGGCUGGACGCCGCCGGGCUCCGGACUAGCUCACGGCCGCCGCCUCAUCUGCUGGCAGGCGCUGCUGCAGUGCCAGGGGGAGCCGGAGUGCAGCUACGCUUACAGCCAGUACGCCGAGGCGUGUGCACCGAUACUGGCGCAGCGCGGGGGCGACGUGCCGGGGGCCGCCUUUGCCGCUGCUUCGCCGCGCUGGCGCUGCCCGAGUCACUGCAUCUCCGCGCUCAUUCAGCUCAAUCACACGCGCCGCGGACCAGCGCUCGAGGACUGUGACUGCGCGCAGGACGAGAACUGCAAGUCCACCAAGCGCGCCAUAGAGCCUUGCUUGCCGCGGACGAGCGGUGGCGCGGGCGGUCCGGGAGCAGGCGGGGUCAUGGGCUGCACCGAGGCCCGGCGGCGCUGCGACCGCGACAGCAGCUGCAACCUGGCCCUCAGCCGUUACCUGACCUACUGCGGUAAGCUCUUCAACGGGCUGCGCUGCACGGAAGAGUGCCGCACGGUCAUCGAGGACAUGCUGACCGUGCCUAAAGCUGCCUUGCUCAACGACUGCGUGUGCGACGGCCUCGAGCGGCCCAUCUGCGAGUCGGUCAAGGAGAACAUGGCCCGCCUAUGCUUCGGCGCCGAGAUGGGCAACGGUCAGGGCAGCAGCGGCUCGGACGGGGGCUUGGACGAUUACUACGAGGAGGAUUAUGACGACGAGCAGCGGCCCGGGGUCGCGGGCGGCGAGCAGCCACUGGACGAUGACGAAGGCGUCCUUCGCCCGGGCGGCGGCGCUGUGGCGGCAGGCGGCCACGGCGACUUUCCCUAUGGGUCCGGGCGCCGGAGCAGUGGCGGCCUCGCCGCGCCCCGAAGCGCCUGGACCCCGCUCGCCUCCAUUUUGCUGUUGCUCCGGUCCUUCUGGUAG